AGAUCUAUCUUAUUGUUUAUGUAUGGAGACUGAACCUGGAAUUUUUAUAGCGUUUCGCGGUGGAAUUUAGUUUUAAUUGUAUAUCUGGCUAGAAUCGUAGGCGAGGGCCGGUGUGUAGAAGAAGGUGGCGCGUCUUCGGGCGCCAAGGUUCUUUUGGAUCUCUAUUUAUACGAAUUCCGAUAGUUUACUGCAGCAUAGUGACAUUUUCGUAAUAAAGUGCCGUGCAGUGAAUUCAUGGGACAGGUGCCAAUUAUUGCGCCCGUGACGAAAGAAUAGAAUCAUUACGUAUUUUCAAGUUGGCGAAGGCACGUAGGGGAAUGAUCAAGGAGAAGGAGAAGGGCGGGGGUGCCCGGCUCAAAGAUGAACCCAAUGACCCCGCUGAACCAGGGCAUGGUUCACGUCCACCAUCGGCCUCUUUACCGACCCCGGCGGCGUUAAAGAAGGAACCAGACGAGCCGGCGCACAGAGUCAAGAUGGAGCCCCACAGCCAAGGGGGCGAGGACUCCAACGCCGACCUCGGCGUCGACGGGAUUAAGACUGAAAUUGACGGCCUCAUGGACAGCGACGGUGACCCUACUAAAUCUCCCCAGUGCGAACUUGGCGGGCCUGGGUCUCUGAAGUCAGAGCGACUUUCCUCAGACUCCAACGACAUUAUAGACCCGCAAACUGGACUUAGAGGCUCUACUGGAAAUCUCCAGGAUGGUAAUCCAAACUGCCGUAACCCGAAUGGACCAGAGAACAUGGGUUCGUGUCGUAUGGGCAAUUCGGGUCCGAUGGGACCCGGCGUUUCUAUGGGACCCAUGUCCAGCGAAGCGCAAACCUUGCCUUCCAAUGUUAUCAGCAAGCAAUCUGGGAGCAUGGAGCAGAGUCAGAUCUUCGUGUUUUCCACAAUGCUGGCUAACAAAGGCGCAGAGUCUGUGAUCUCUGGACAGCACCACUCCAUCAUCGCCUAUCACUGCGCUCAGCCUGCUACUAAAAAGUAUCUUGAGAAACAUCCCUUAAAAAUAGGCCAGUUUAAUAAACAAAACCCCGCCCAAUGGCUCAACAACUUAGCCAUGGCAAAAAGCCGAGCAGGAAUGCGCGGCGGGCCUAACAUGAUGGGUGGUCCUAACCAGAUGGGGCACAUGAUGGGGGGGCCGAUGGGACCCAACAUGGGGCCGAUGGGUCACGGCGGCCCCAUGGGUCAUAUGGGACCCAGCAUGAUGGGUCACAGCCGCAUGGGCGGGCCGGGGAAUCAGAUGAUGAUGAUGAAAGGCGGGCCGGGGCAGAUGGGUCAGAUGGGUCCCGGCAUGGGUCCGAUGGAUGGGUUUCCAGGGGGCACCCCGUCCUGUGGUGUCAUGGACGGCCUCGGUGCUGAUGGUGAAAUGCCCUGGGACACCAAAAACUCCUCCGUAAUGUCUAACGGCAUGGCAAACGGUCCUUCUCAAAUGCCGCCCUGUUCUGAAGCGGGAGAUAAUAACUCUGGCGACAACAAUAUGCCCUGCCAGCCUGGACCUAAAGUCUCCUCCGCAGGUGUCAAAAUACCCGACGAGAACCUAACGCCGCAACAAAGGGCUCACAGGGAAGAACAACUGGCCACUAUACGGAAAAUGCAACAAAUCCUCUUUCCCGAGAGUGGGUCCAACCCUAACCAACCCGGAGAUGGGUCGCAACCCCCCUCAGACAUCAACCCCCCUAUAUCAAGCGCGAACAUGAAUAUGUCGUACCCUCCUAUGUCAGCGCACGGACCGAUGGGACCUGGACCAAAUGGACCUAUGGUUUCAAUGCCAAGCAGCAUGAGCAGUGGACCAAGUUGUACUAUGUCUGGUCCAAUGGGCCCGAACGGACCAAUGGGGGGACCGAUGGGUCCAGGCGGCCCGAUGGGACCAAAUGGCCCCAUGGGCGGUCCGAUGGGUAAUAUGGGACCAGGCAUGGGCAUGGGAGGGCACGGAUCUAUGGGGCCUAAUGGAAUGAUGGGGCCGAAUGGGCCAAUGAUGUCGGGAAUGGGACCUAAUGGACCCAUGGGGCCAAUGGGGCCGUGUGGAAUGAAGGGGAUCAGAGGGCCGUGCGGAGGGCCGGAUAUGAAGUCAGGAAUGUGUACAGAUAUGCAUAUGGGUAGAGGAUGCGGUGGACCUAUGGGAAAAUAUUUUCAGCGCAUGCCCAAUCCAAUGGGUGGUAUGGGAGGGCCUAAACCUUGUAUGAUGGGUCCACACGGGAUGGGACCAAGGAUGAUGCCAGGACCAAAUCUCAAUGCAAUGAAUGGUGGUAUAAUGAUGGAGGGUGGUAUGAUGGGCGCCAUGGUUCACGGAGACUGUGGGCCGGAGCAUCAGCAUCAGCACCAUGGAAUGCCCAUGAACGGACCCAUGUGCGAUGAAUACGGGCGCGGGAGGAGCAUGGGGCCGGGUGACCCAGGCGGGUUAGGUCCAGGGCUUGGGCCCGGUAUGGGCCACAAGUCAUCUCGUAGCCCAAAAUCACCACCCUCAGACAUCGACUGGCAGAAGUUGCACCACCACUUCUUUGACGAGAGCAAAAGUAUGGACACUGAUCUGAGUACGCAAGUAAAGUCCCCUUGUUCGGAGCGGGGCGGGUGCCUGCCGCCGCCGCCCUACGGAGCUUCGCCACUACACAGAUCCGCCUCCGUGCCUAUCGCGACACAAUCGCCCUCACAAGGCAGCGGUGUACAAAUGCCCAUGUCAGCGGAGGCUUCAAGAGCGGGCUCCGCGCUCAGUAGCCCCGCGCACUGCAAACAGAAAUCCGACCCUCCAGAGAUACUAGAGAAGUUGGACGAUGGCGUGUUUGUCCGCACGCUCCAAUGCUUGGCGGCGCAGCAACAGAAGAACCAACAAGGCGGGAAUCACUCAAAGGAACCUAGUUUGAUGCCCGUGCCGUCCCCGCAACAAAUAUCGUAUCUCAACCAGUUCGAAGGUCAAGAAUUAACGAUACAAAAACAACCAAACACAUCGUUAAAGGACAACGGACCGCCUUCAAACAGUGGAGGACAGACGCCACAAUCUAGUUCUAAUCAGAAAUCACCUGCAGGCAUGAUGCCAGGAACGCCAGAGCCACACUCGUCGCUGUCGGAGCAGAGGUCGGGGCGGUUCUCCAUGGAGCAGAGUCCCGGCCCUGGCUUCAACAACCCACAGACACCCACCUCCGCUGCAAACACCUCCAGUUCCAAGCAAGACGAGAAAUCCCGGCCGAGUCCUUCAUCAAACAGAUCGAGUCAAGACAGUGCAUCAAAAACACCACAACGAGAGGGUAGAGAGGGGCGAGAAGGACCCUCACUCAGCCAAGGGCCCUACGCACCCUCCUCCACGGCCAAAAGCAGCUGCAGUGUCGUGUCCACCCCAUCCCACCCUGACGACACCAUGGCAUCUAACACUGAGACGACGUUAUCGGGCGGUCCGAACAGCACGAGCUUGCCGGGCCCCUUCCCCGGGCCGUGCAGUAUGAGCCGGCCGGACAACAUCCCCAUCAACCCCAACCAGGGCCCCAAUGGCCCCAUGGGCCCUUCCACUUCCUCCUUCGACCCCAUCUCCUCGCUAGCGCAGAUGUCGCAGCAGCUCACCAACACAGUGGGCGGCGGGGGCCCCGGCCCGGGCGGUCCCAUGGGGCCCAACGGCGGUGGCAUGGGGCCCUUCGGCUCGGGGCCCCACCACAUGCAGCACCACCACUCCAUGCACCCGCACGGACAUCCGCACAUGAUGAUGAAUGACUUAGGUUGCCACAUGGACAAUAUGGGACCUGGCAUGGGCGGACCUAUGGAAGGAAUGAUGAGCGGAGGCGACUUUCCACCAGACAUGAACCUCAGUCCCAAAAUGAGCGGCGGCCCUAUGGGCGGGCCCAUGGGGCCUAUGGGACCCGACGCAUCUAUGAUGGGCCCAAGAAUGGGCGGACCUGGAAAAAUGCCCCCAUUCAACGGAGCGAACGUUCAAGUCAAAGCAAGCGCGCCUAACACGAUACAGUAUUUACCCACGAGGCCUCAAAUGCCCUGUAACACAGGCCCCAGAGGCCCCCCCAGUUUGGACUUCUUACAACGAGUCACGAAUCCAAUGCAAAUGGACAGCAGUAAAGGUGUUCAAUACUUCCCUGGCGCGAGAGGGAUGGAUAUGGAAGGAAGCAUGCGAGGUGUUAUGAGAGCGCCUGGAGGGAUGUUGAGAAUGCCACAUUACCCCGCAGGGUUUAACUCCCCACCUAAAAUGGCGGGUGACCCAUUCGGUGGACCCGGGCCUAAUCCGAUGUGCGGGCCUAACUUCCGAGGAGUCAAAGGUGGUAUGGGGCCUGGAGGAGUCAGAAUGGGCGCGGCGCAGCCUCUACCGCCAUCUAUGGGAGGCCCAGGACCGGGUUUCAAAGGGCAGGGUUUCGCUAUGCCUUCGACUGCUGAUCCCAACUACGCGGCGCAGUUUCACAAUUUCCAACAACAAUUGUACGCAACGGGAAGCCGUGGGGCGCAACCUCACGCAGGUUACCCUCCCUAUCAGCCGUCCAAGUGAUGACAGCACGCUGCCGUGGCUUGCGGACUCUCCACGUCUAUAUAACUCAUGCCAAUAAAAAAAAGAAUCGAAAAUUAUGACUUUAAUCUUUUCCUCUCACUUAAACAGUACGCUUGGGUAUACUGUGUGAGUGGGAUGGCAUGAUUAGCGCGGUUGCGUUUCGAUUAGUUUGUUUAUUAGAACGAGUUACACCCGCGUUCCUCUCACACCGGCCGCUCGACUCGAGGCUUUUAUAAAACCCCGGGACUGGAAGCGUAUUCGCGAACGUACUUAAUGUAUUAAUUAUACACCAGUGAAAAAAGAAUCGAGAGAUCAAAAUAUUUUUGUUAAUGUUUUUAGUUAGCCCGUUUGUAUUAAAUGAGAUUCUGUCGACCGGCGGCGUCGAGUUUUGCGUAAAGCGGCGUCCAUAUCAACAAAAAUUUGCGUCGCGUUUCAAAUAUUUAUUACAAAUCGUCAAUGAUUUAUAUUAUUAUGUCUACGAGAAAAAAAAAUUGAAUUUCCGACGAAUACAGCUUUCUUGACACGACGCAAUUUUUUGUUGUGGACGUGACUUAAAGGCCAGACGAGCGUAACUUUGUGAGUUCUAAAUCGCGUAAUAUUAACAAAAAAAGCAAAAACUCUUUGUGGCAUAUGCUCCAAACCGGCCUUAAUAUGAAACAGAAUGAAGCUAUUAAGGUGGAUCCGCAUUUGCGCACGUGCACGAACCAUGCACACAAUAAGAACAUGAUGUGGACUGGAUGUGUUUACGAGUGGUUUGCGUGCAUAUUGUACAAGUCACGGCGUGCACAUGUUCGUGAGUUUAGGAGCAAGUACAAACGUGAUAGAUGCGCUCGCGACAUACAUGCGCACAGAGACAUUGACGCGUCCAUAUGUCUUCGACGCUUGUUAUGUGCAUGGUUCGUGCACAUACGCAGAUGUGGAUCCUCCUUUACGUUCGUUUGGCCUUACAAUUAACAGUUUUGCGUUAGGUCGUACGCGCCGAUUAUAUCGCUCAGUUAGACUGCUCUCUGGCUGGGCGGAACUUUAUUAUAUUUUAGCGAAUGCGUGAGUUUGUACAAAUUGUACAAAUUUAGAUGUGUUAUCGUGUAGUCUACAUAAUUUAAAAGUACAGUCGUAAGCGUAUUUUUGCUAUGGCAAUAAAUGUAGUUUUUAUCUUUUUUUUUAAUGCAAACAUGUCAGGUUUCAGCGUAUCGGUUCCUUUACUUAGCUAUGGUUUUUUUUAUAUAUGAUUCCUAUGCACACAGAUAUCUAGUCAAUUUUGAAAUUAAUAUCCGAUCCUGUGUUAGAGCGAGUGAAACAGUCGAAUCAACAGCACAGAGUAGAAAAUAACAGAAGGUUCUCCAAGCGUACACGUUGCGAAAUUAAAAUCGGUGUUACUGAAUUUUUGAUUUGAAACCAAGAAGCUUUAGGUUUAUUUUACUCUGACGUUGUUGCGUUUUGAUCUCGAAUUCUACCAACGUUGGGUGAGAUGUAAAAUCUCAUACUAAGCACAGGUCAGUGUUUAGGUUGACCUCGUCGUCACACGGGUCAGGUGUGAGUGCGCCUGUUAUCGUUCGUUGCAUUGAGAGGACCUUCUGUGAACUUUCUAUUUUGUGUCCACAGUUUGGUACCAGGAAUGCAACAGAAGUACAUAAUAUCUUAUGUGUAUGGCGUCUUGUGAACUAGUCCAAUCAGAAUUUGAGAGAAUACGAAUCAAGUUUUUUUUUUACAAUAUCGCUGUGUUGUAAACUAAAAUGAUAGAUUGCUAUCCUUUUAAUAAUACUCUCUUUGGAAAGGGACAUCACUAGAUUUAGACCUGUCAGUGUGUACGAUGGAAUAAUUACAUAAUUAGGUAUUAUUAUCAUUCUGUUCUACACACUCUCUAAGUCUAAAUAUAUUGCUAUCACUUUCAUAUGGGUUCCUAUGGACAAGGAUAGCACUAGCUACAAGGAUAGUUAGUACCUGUCAAUUUACAGAUUAUGUACAUUAGAAUUGGCUACAAGACUAACGACUUAAUAAAAAUUCUCUCGGUCAGUAUUUUCUCAGAUUAGGAUCGGACAUGUGCGCAAACGAUCUUAAACUAUU
Maniola jurtina (meadow brown) is the source of this 6536-nucleotide messenger RNA. Its product is annotated as collagen alpha-2(I) chain-like. The coding region runs from base 318 to 4472 and encodes 1384 amino acids. The transcript is spliced from 20 exons. The record is from RefSeq and is a predicted model, not a curated record. Lineage: Eukaryota; Metazoa; Arthropoda; Insecta; Lepidoptera; Nymphalidae.